Messenger RNA from Closterium sp. Yama58-4, 1032 nucleotides. NCBI's taxonomy places the organism in Eukaryota, Viridiplantae, Streptophyta, Zygnematophyceae, Desmidiales, Closteriaceae. The record is from the annotation of a GenBank genome assembly.
AUGGCGGAAUUGGGAGGUCCACGUGUAGCGGAUGCUGACGUGGACAUGGUAGACAAUGUCCAGGUGGAUCAGUCAAACAUGCAGGGCGACGCGGACGCGUCGCUAUCCAACGGUCACGAUCCCGAGAUCGUGAAAUCUGAGGAGGAUAAGAAGGCAUACCGGAUGGUGACGCUCCCCAAUGGGUUAAUUACCCUGUUAAUCUACGACCCUGAGAUUGCUGCGUCAGGAGAGGAUGAUGAGGACGAUGAUGAAGAGGAGGAUGAAGAGGAUGAGAUCGAGAGUGAGGAGAGUGAUGAGGAAAUGAGUGUGGUUGAGGCUGGGGGAAGCGGAGAUGGGGCAAAAAGCAGCGGAAAGGGGAAGGGGGGGAAGGGGGAAAAAGGGGGUAAGGGUGGGAAGUCUAAGGGCCGGAAAGGUGCUAGUAAAGGGGGGAAGGGAGGUGAUGAUAACGAGGGUGAGGAUAGCGAUUGGGAAACAGCGAGUGAGGAGGAGGAAGUUGAGGGGGGGGAAGCGGACAAUGGCGGAACAGAGGAGGAAAGGGCAAAGGUGGUCGGAGGAAAGGGGGAUGGUAAGGGUAAGGGAGGCAAGGUGGCGGCAGUAGGGAGUGAGACGACGGGCGGGGAGGGGAAGGUUGGGGGAAAGCGGAAGAAAGUGGGGGGGAUUAGGCUGGGUGGCGGUGGUUUGGGGCGGAAGGGGAAGGCUGGGGAGAGGGGUACAGGGAAAGGGGCGGUGGGAGGAGGGGCGGACGAGGGGGAGGAGGGUCGUGAAGAGGAGGAGAUGGAGAGUGGAGAGGAGGAGGAAUAUGAGGAUGGUGAAGAGGAAGACGAGGAUGAUUCUGAUGAGGAGGAGGAUGAGGAGGAUGAGGAUGAUGAUGAUGAUCAACCAGGAGCAGCAAAGAAGGUGCCAAUUCUUCCUAUUCCCCAUCUUUCCCUCCUCCCCACACACGUCUUCCCUCACACCGUCCCUCCCCUCCUCCUUCUCUGCCUCUCUGCCUCUUCCUCUCUGCCUGCGCCUCUCUUUAGUCCUCCUUCUUAA